Molecule: messenger RNA, 3900 nt
Organism: Dimorphilus gyrociliatus
Lineage: Eukaryota; Metazoa; Annelida; Polychaeta; Dinophilidae
Source: the annotation of a GenBank genome assembly
ACUUCUACUCGUAACCUUGACGCCUGGAAAUAACAUAAGACUUUUAAAACAAUUAUCGGAUAGAUUGACAGAACUGGCGAAAAAAUAUUCCAUGAUAAUCUAAAAGUACAAAGGAAAUUAUAUCUUUCACGUGUACUGAAUAGUUUGUUAUGGCGGAUUCAGAAAAAGAGGAGAUACUAGAUCGUGAAGGAACUAUUUCUAAAGCAACAGAAACUAAUCCUCCAGAAGCAACUGAAGAACAUGCAGAAAACGGUGAAAAAAAGGAAGAAGAAGCUGACUCUGCAGCUGUAAAAAUUCAGGAACAAGAUGAUAAACCUGAUGACGGUCCAAAAGAUGAUAAUACUGCUGAGGACGCGCCAGGAGAGGCAGACAAAGAGACCAACGAAGAGGAUAAGAAAAACGAGAAUCAAGAAGAUGCUCCAAAUGAAAGCCAUCCCGAUGAUGAAAAAGAGAAUAAAGAAACAAAGGAAACCGAUGACAGCGGUGAAGUAAGAGAAAAAUCUGAUUCUCAAGUUCAAUCUGACCCGGCUGAGAGUAAGAAACCUGAAGAGGUUACAUUGAAAGAAGGUGAAGAUAAAAAGGAGGAAGAGGUUGUGGUAGAAAAUAAGGAUGAUAUUUCUGAAAGGCCAGAGCCAGAAGGUUCUAAAGAAGAAGAAACUGAAGCAGCUAAACAGGAGGAAGAAUCUAAAGAUGAGUCCAAGGCUGACGGCGUGGAAGCAGAACCUAAAGCUGAAGAAUCUACUGAAGAGCCUAAAGUUGAAGCAUCUUCUGAAGAACCUAAAAUUGAAGAGUCUACCGAAGAACCUAAAGCUGAAGAAUCUACCGAAGAGCCUAAAGUUGAAGCGUCUUCUGAAGAACCUAAAGUUGAAGAGUCUAAUGAAGAACCUAAAGCUGAAGAAUCUACCGAAGAGCCUAAAGUUGAAGCCUCUUCUGAAGAACCUAAAAUUGAAGAGUCUACUGAAGAACCUAAAGUUGAAGAGUCUACUGAAGAACCUGAGGCAAAGCCUAAAGCAGAGGCCACAGAAGAAGCUAAAGUUGAAGAAGGCACGGAACAGCCGAAAACUGAAGAAGCAACGGGCGAACCUAAAACUGAGGAAACCACAGAAGAAUCAAAGGCUGAGAACGCCGGAGAAGAACCUAAAGUAGAAGAAACUGCUGAAGAACCCAAGGAAGAUGAAAAGACAGUUGAAGCAGAUAAACCUGCAGAAGGAAAGACAACUGAUGACAGCGAACAGCAAGGUGACGUACCUAAACCAUCAGAAGGUGAAAAAGAACCAAUGACUGAUCGAGCAGAAGAUGUAGAAGCAGACGCUAAACCUGAAGAAGCAAAUGAUAAAGAGAAUGAAAAAAUAUCUCCAAGAGUUGAUGUCGUCGCAACAGUAGCCCCACCUGGGGAUGAGUCUACAUCGGAAGGGAAUCUUACGGCAACUGUCAAGUUUUUAUUAAUGCCCAGUGGCCAGGUAUCAACAAAGCGUUGUCGAUUAGCUCAGACUAUAAGCAAUAUCAAGACUGAGUUUGCUAAAGAGUUGAGAAUUCCCUCUUCUGUGAUACUGUUAUCAUAUGGUGCGGAUUCAUUGAAAGAUGGUAUUACAUUAGGAGAGCUUGUAGAGCCUAAUGGGAUAGUACAAAUCGAAAUAGCAUCAGCAGAUCCUCUGAACGCUCCUCUAAAAGAUUUAAAGAAACAGGAGGAAUAUCAAAUGCCAGACAUUCUAACUGUUCGCGUUCAAAGAGAAAAUGGAGAAACGAAAGAUGUUGUGGUUGAAAUUGAAAGAAAUUCAAUAAAGAAGGCUUAUCUUGGUGGAUUUCGUCAUAAGACAACUGGUGUUGAAUAUCAUAACGCAACCAGUCAAACGAUACCAAAACCCCGCCCUCCUCAUCCGGUCGAAAGGUUUUGUAGAGAUACGCAAACAAAUCAAUUUCGACAUCAGGUUCAACAAACAAACAAUACAACUUCUACUCAAAUGACAAAAGUUGGUUGCUAUUCGUUGAGUUCUAAAGAUAAAUUGGUUUCUCCUGGCAAAUAUACAACCGCUGAUGAAUUCCAUGAGAAACGAUUGAACAAAGUCAUUCUAAUUCAAAAGUAUUAUAGACGUUGGUUAGCCAAACGAUAUGUUGAAAGAGUGAAAGAUGAUAAGGAAAAACGGCUAGAAUGGGAAAGAAAGGAAGAGUUGAAAAAGAAAAAGGAGAAGGAGGACAGGGUAAAGAGAGAGUACGAGAGAAGAAUGAAUCCAAAAUCAAAACAAGAUUUCGAUUUAUUAUAUCACGCUCUCGAAAAAUGGCGUCAAGAGGAAGUUGAGAAAAUCAAUGCAACGUUAGAAGGAGCUGAACGAAAAGCUGCUUUAUGCCAGCUUAUGGAACAGCAAACCGAGUUAAUUACAUCAGUUGGACGUCAUAAACUAAGCUCUGAUAUUGCUAAAAGAGAGGAAAUUAUUCAAAACUUAUUAGAAAAAGCGUCAUCGCCUAAGAAAUGGAAAGGACCGGAUGGUCAAGUAACCGAGAUGGAUACACCUUAUACGCUGAGAGCUCAAGAGCUUAGGGAUAUUUACAACAGCGUAACAAUGAGAUAUCUAACCCAGGAUGAAAGAUUGGACGUUUUGUUGACACUUAAACAUACCGUAAAAGAGCACGAUUGUAAAUUGACUAGAGAAAUUGUCGAACUUAUCGACAGAGAAGCUGAUUUAUUAAUGAGAGGUGUCAAAGAAUCAAAUUUAGAAGGGCUAAGAAAGAGAAUUAGCACCCUUUUCCUUCAAUACAUCAAAACUCCAACUUUCAAUCCAGAAAUUGCCAGACACCUCAAAGUUCCCCAGGAUGCUUCUACACUUCGAGGAAACGUUUUCUUCUGUCCGAGUUGCAAACAAUACUUACCGUCCACCGAAUUUCCAUUAUCCUCUAAAGCGUCGAUGGGCUCUUGUCGAAGGUGUAGAGCCACCGAUAACGUUUCUAGAACAAGGCACGAUUAUUCCUAUUACAGAAGCAUGCUAUCAUCCCUUCGAAAGGCGGAAGAGGCCUUUAAAGAUGGUUCUCAAAUUGCAUUCCUACUACAGGAUUCCGAUUUAAGAUACUUGGUAGAAAAUAUCUGGAAUGGACAAUCGGCAUUAUCGGCCUGGGAUGAUUUGUACGAUCUUGUAUUAGUUAGAUGGAUAAGGGAUGAGCACUGGUCACCGUGGAAUUGUGUAUUAUUAACUAAAGAAGAGGCUGCUGCUCACGAAAAAUUAGAAAGACUAGAAGAAGCCUACGGAAAAGCUAUGAUGCAUAAAGUUCAUCAAAGGCAUACAAUCGCUAGAAAUUACUUUUCAAGAUUACCGGCAAUGGCUGAAAGUCUAAAAAAAUUACAUCCUCCAAAAAAGUACGAAGAGAAGAAAGAAAAAAUUCUACAACCAAGAAUUUCAUCAGUUAAACUCGAAGCUUGAUUUUUCUUUCUUUUUCUUAACAUUAAGAGAAACAAAAGUUAAAAUCAAUGAAACAUAAAUUAUGACAAUAAAAAUUAUAAUUUUUGCUUUAUUAAUAAAAUUCAUCUCUGAAAAAAAAAAUCAAUAAAAAAAAUAAAAAAAAAACAUUUUUGCCUUCCUUUCUUUGUCAAAUAAAAAAUAUAGUAUCCACUCUCUUUCUGUCUCACACAUACAAUCUAUUUCCUUUUAUUAUGGAAUCUGUUGUAUAAAAACUUGGUUUUCUUGUUUUUUUUUUACUUCUCCGUUGAGAUAAUAUAUAUAAUAUAUAUAUAUACAGUAUAUAUAUAUAAAGUGUAUAUACUGUAUGUAUAAAUUGAUCUCUAUUACUAAAAAUUUUGAUUACAUCAUAGAUAAAUCUAAUAAAAACAAAUGGAAAAAAAUUUUUACCAAAAUUGACUUUUUCAUAAACAUUAGUCUACAUAAAUAAAACAUAUAUAUAUAUAUAUAUAUA